AGACUAGUGGAGUCAUUCUUAUCAUGUGGUCGUAUGCAAAACGUUGUUAAGAAUAUUCAAAGACUGAUUGAGUGAUUGUAUUGUGGUUGCAUUUGCGAUACAGAGAACUACUUUUUUUUUUUGGUAAAAGUAUGUAUUUAUGCACUAUUUCUUGAACGAGAAGUUGAGUAAAAGACAAAGAUGUGCAUUCGCUGCAAUUCAUUCAGUCGUGAAAAAUGAUUGUCCGGAUGACGUUACUUUGAAAUAAAGUAGAAUCUUAGCGUAAUUUUAUCGAAGUUUUCACGUUUUAUCAAUAUGAGUUUAUUGAAUAAUUUUUCGAAAGAGGAAUCCGCGAGACGAGUGCAUAAAAUCGACUGCUGUCAUUCUGCCUCACAUCAGUUUACAAACCAUUACUCGAGGCAGUUCCCAGAUGAUCCUUGUCCAUCUGGUUUUAGAAGUGAGCCUUACGAAAUUGAAACCGAAAUUGAUGAGUUAUUCAUGAAAGAUAAAGACGUGUGCAUUGUGUGUGGAUAUGUCUCAGCCAACGAAUUUUUCAGUUUUCCAAGUGAUGUUGACACUCGACAGCAGUGGGCUACCUUCUGCGACUUAGCUUUUGACAUGAUAAAGCCGCAUUUUCGCCUUUGUGACAGACACUUUAAACCUGACGAUUAUCGAAUCGCAAUUCAACGUAAAUUAUUGAUACCGAUGAGUGUUCCAACAUUGCUACCAAAACUGAAACCUGGCUGCGCAUCUUCAAUCAACAACAGCUUACAAUCUAGUCUAAAUACCAUCGACAUUUUUAACCAAACGUUUGAUAAGAAUACAUCGAAAAACUCGAUGUACAGCCCUGUCUUUCAAAGUAAUAUGCUUAAUACCACCGACGAUGCUUUAAACAAGCAAUUCCGCAGGAUUUUUGGAGGUAUCACAAAUAAUUAUAACGAUGACGUUCCUUCUAUGACGAAAAAAUUGGCGUGGAAGAGGAAACUCAAAGUUGAACAAGGUCGACAGCAAACAAAAUGUUUUCGAUCUGAAAUUUUCAGAUUAAAAACACGAUGUUCUCGUCUCGAAGACACUGUAGCUGAAUUAAGAAAAAGAAUCGAACGACUGGACGAGAGAUGCUUUGUUGCUCCAGCAGAAAUAGACAGAAACAUAGCAGAAGAUACUCGCGACCGAAGACUGGCGAUUCAUUCUCCAGAAACACUGGAGGACAGCUCUUGUACUACGGAGGCACUGCCUACAAAACACUAUGAAAAAGUUGCCUUUGUAGAGACUGCCGUAAAUGACGUUGAAGUUACUCACCCGCACCAAAGUAAAUCGAGCGAUGAUCCUUGUAAUACAAUGACGCGACUAUCUGGACUGCAGCAGCAUUCUGAAAAAGAUCCGACUGCAAGCACAGAAAUUUCCGGAAAUGUUGCAGAAGUCAUUUGUAACUCAAACUUGCCCAUGUUUCCCGAAGUAGAGUGUAUGGACAGUCUUUCUAUUGCAGAUGCGGCGCAACCUGAAGACCAUUUAAAAAAAGUUGCGCUCAUAGAAUCUAUGGGAAAGGUUGCCGACGAAGAUGGGUACUUUACAGAUUUGAGUAUGGCUACCAUAGAAAUAUCGAGCGACGACCUCCAUACUUCGGAGGAACCACUUGAACAAUUUUCUGAAGAAGCUUUGCUCGUUGAAUUUAUUGAAAAAGUUACUGAAGAUUAUCACUCUUCAGAGUCGUUUAUACUCCCCCUAGGAAUAUCGAGCGACGAUCAUCAAGAUUCGGAAGAACAACCUGAACAAUUUCCUGAUGAAGUUGCGCUCGUAGAAGCUGCUCAAAAUAUUGUCAAAGAUGUUGGUAACACAAAUUUGAGUACGUUUUUGGGGGGAAAGUCGAAUGACGGGUGUGAUACGGAUACAGCACCUGAACAAUAUUCUGAAGCAGAUGCGUAUGUGGAACAUGUUAACGAAGAUAAUCAAUUUCCAAAUUUGACCGCCGUCUCUCCACAAAAAUUGAAUGACAACAGCCCUUGUAACGCAGAAGCGCAGUCUCAACAACGUUCUGAAGAGGUAGAUCCCGCUUCAGAAGAUUUACGGGGCUGUUUUUCUGAUCCGACAAAAGCGACCGAUUAUGUGUUCUUCAACGUAUUACUUGACGACAACGAGGUUGUCAGCGGUAUUUCUGUCAGUCCUCAAAUUAACUGUCAAUUACGUAGGAAUGAUACCUCUGCCAAUUCAAAAAAUGAACUGUUCGAUACCGGACAUGUUGGGCAAACACUGCACAUGGAACAAGUGCAAGUGACAACCCAACUGCCAAACUAUAAUGAUGAGCUAAAUGUGUGCCAGCGCAAUGGGCAGGCCUGUCCUUUAGCAGGGUGCUCAAAACACCGAAAAAAUGGUGAUGUGGGCCGUAUUACUCGCUCUGCCAAAAAGAAAAAAGAUCUUCCUAGCGUAGCUACCUCGAUACAAACCUCGGACAGUGUUCCAAAAAAAGUACGAGGAGUAUUGACGCGAGAUUCGCCUCCAUACUAUUGCAAUAUUUGUGAUAAAACAUUUUCCGUUAAACGUUAUUGGAGAAGACACCAGCAAGGACAUUCGAAGCCAUUCGUGUGUCCAAAGUGUAAGAAACCAUUUGCUACAAAAUACCGCCUCAUUAGACAUCAAGCAGCUCAUAGUUACAAGAAACCAUACAAAUGCGGAAUUUGUGACACACGAUUCAAGCAUAAUGACACUAAAUUACAUCACGAACGAUAUAAGCAUACGGAAGUCGCUUGUUUCCAGUGUGCUGUUUGCGGGAAAAUGAUUAACAAUAAAAAUUUCAUCAUUCACCACCUGCUAGUGCAUUCUGAUCAAAAACUGUUUCGUUGCCAAACCUGUGGUACAAGUUUUUCUGACAAAAGCACCCUUGUUGUACAUCAAGGGACGCAUAGUAGAAAAAAAAACUUCAAAUGUCGCAUUUGCAAUAAGCGAUUUAAAUACCAAAAAGCUAUGGCCCGGCACGAACGUUUACAUGAGGGCCCUCGUUUUGAAUGCAGCUUAUGCGGCAAGAAAUAUCGCCAGAAACAGGGUCUAACCUAUCACUUAUCGCACAGUUGCAGUUAUAUUACAAUAAUAAGUUUUUAAAUGUGUACAGAUUCAAAUUUGGGUUCUCAUAAUUUUUGUGUUUCUGAGUUUUUAACUAGCCAUGAUGAAUCAGUCUAAAAAUUGUUUCCAAAUUUUUCUAUUGAAAUGGCGGAUGCCUGGAUGUACAUACUCGUAUGUAACAUACCUAAUAUGUACCUACGUGUUCAUAUUUUAGUAAUAGGUACUGAAUUUCAUUCAUUUUUAUCUAAUAAACAAAUGUAUAAAUAUGUUCCUAACAGUGGGGCAAAAUAAUUAAAUUAAAAAUUAGUUUUAGUAAUACUUAAUUUUAUUCAUUUUUACCUAAUACCAAUUGUACAUAUAAUUAACUAUGUAACAGUGCGUCAAAAUAAUUAAAUUCAAAAUUAGUAGCGUUGAUCAUCGCAUUCUACACCGAUUUGCAGUUUGACUAUUUUACUUUUAGAGAGAAAUGAUACCUAUUCAUCUUCAUGUUGAAAAACUGGGUAAUAUAAAUAGGGUUGUCGAA
Planococcus citri (citrus mealybug) is the source of this 3556-nucleotide messenger RNA. RefSeq names its product zinc finger protein 551-like. Gene Ontology annotation, cellular component: nucleus. The transcript is spliced from 15 exons. Gene Ontology annotation, biological process: regulation of transcription by RNA polymerase II. Gene Ontology annotation, molecular function: DNA-binding transcription factor activity, RNA polymerase II-specific. Lineage: Eukaryota; Metazoa; Arthropoda; Insecta; Hemiptera; Pseudococcidae. The record is from RefSeq and is a predicted model, not a curated record. Bases 295 to 3072 code for a protein of 925 amino acids.